Messenger RNA from Harpegnathos saltator (Jerdon's jumping ant), 544 nucleotides. RefSeq lists its product as uncharacterized. The transcript is spliced from 3 exons. The coding region runs from base 1 to 465 and encodes 154 amino acids. NCBI's taxonomy places the organism in Eukaryota, Metazoa, Arthropoda, Insecta, Hymenoptera, Formicidae. The record is from RefSeq and is a predicted model, not a curated record.
AUGGUGAGUUUUGGUGAGAAGAUAGGGAAUUUUAAUAUGGUGGGACGUUACAAGGCGUUGGAGCAUACCAUGGUUGAGUCAAGAAAUAAGAAAAAAACCAAAAAAGAUGCUUCUGAUGCAAUCCAUACAAAAUUACUGGCAUCUAGAAGUCUGAAUCCAAGUAAUACAUGUAAUGCAUUAGUGAGCGUCACAGAUGAUAAAAACGUAGUUACAUGUUUGCUGGGAGAGAAUGAAGAGUUAAAAUCUGCAUUGAAAACAGAAAGGGAACGGAAUAAUCCACCUGGAGAAGUGAAAGAUUAUAUUUAUACUCUUCAAAAAUGUUUGCAAAGAAUUGAGGAGAAAGUUGAAAAAAUGAAUGAUCAUUUUCAGAAGAAAUUAGACAGUACAGAAAAGGUGAACUUGAAGAAAUUAGUGGAGUUGCAGAGAAAAAUGGCAAAUAUAGAGGACUCGAUAAAAGAAAUAUAAAAUUGUCACCGACCUGAAGAAAUCAGGGAAUUUAAAAAUAUGAAAUAUGUGACAACCUUGAAUAUGGACCACUUACACG